GUUGCACUAAGUGCUGGCGCACUCAAGAGAAGAAACAGCAGCGAUUCUUAGCUGGCUGUGACGGAGGGUAUGCAUUUUGAGGACGAAGGUGCGUUGGACCAACAGAGAGGUUUGCAGGAGAGUCGCUAUGUUUCCUGCCACAGCUGCUGAAACAACUGAGUGAACCCGAUCCCAUGUAGUAGGGCCGCUAAGCUGUGCAUGCGAAGUGCAUGUCUCACUACCUGUGCCGCUUUGCGGCGUUGCAGGCCUGCCUCACGAGCAGUGCCGGCUUAGCCUGGGGGACUCGUGACUUUUCGAAAACCUCCGCACUCCACCUGAAAAAAGUCGAGUCCACCUCCAACAGUCGGCGUGCAAACUCGUUCCUGGCCCGGAAAGCAGCAAGAAAAAUCGUCUCGGAUCCAAUUGCUAAGAUCAAUGCCGUGGAUUUUGGCUCCACGGUGCAAGUGACGCUUGUAAAUGCAGAGACCGGCGCGAGCGUCCCGAUCACACUGCAGAUGGCGUACUCGCUUCAGCAACACACAAGGGGGCUUAUGUACCGGACGAAUCCUCUGACUGAAUCAGAAGGCAUGAUAUUCGUGUAUCCACAGGAAGGGCAUCGGGUAAUAAUAUUGUUAGAAAGCAAGAACAUUGAAGAUUACAGUCAUGUUUUUCAGGAAUUUAUUGUGCCCGAGCUUUCUAGAUACAUAAGAUGCUUAUUGGGUGGACAAAGUUGCGUUUCGCAGAAAGCCACGUCAACAUCAAAACCCUUACUGCGCCAGGUUUUCUGGAUGAAGAACACGGAAAUUCCGAUGGAAGCUACCUGGUGGAACGCGAAGGGUGAGCUGGUCGAGAAGCCCACAGCCAUGGAGCCACUAACGCUGGACUAUCACUGGUCGACCUCUCACAAUGUGCAGUUCGGGAUCGAGCUGGCGCCUGGUUUUUUGGAGAACAAAGGGCUGGACGCACCAGGACAGACGAAGAUCGAAGACAUGAAGCCGGUUCUCGACGAGAUUCAGCUGCGCGGGGGCCUCACUGCAUCGAAUCAAUAUUUCUGAGCUCCGGAGGUCGGAGCGAGGGUGUAGGGGGCUCUAGUUCCCCCUCCGCUCAAAAACUGAUUCCUCACUUUUUUCUAAAAUUAAAGUCACUGAAUGAACAGAAGCGAAACUAAUAGAACGCUGAUUCGCUGCUUCGCGGGCUCUGUCGAAUUUUCAACCGUUUCCGAGAAUUUUCCGUUUCGCCUUCAGUAAAGUCUUAGAAGACUAGCACC
This is a messenger RNA of Amoebophrya sp. A120, 1246 nucleotides long. The record is from the annotation of a GenBank genome assembly. Lineage: Eukaryota; Dinophyceae; Syndiniales; Amoebophryaceae.